Penicillium maclennaniae is the source of this 1842-nucleotide messenger RNA. Its product is annotated as TCP11 family protein. The transcript is spliced from 2 exons. Bases 1 to 1842 code for a protein of 613 amino acids. The record is from RefSeq and is a predicted model, not a curated record. Lineage: Eukaryota; Fungi; Ascomycota; Eurotiomycetes; Eurotiales; Aspergillaceae.
AUGGAUCUCCAGGGCACCAAAGAGGCCCGCACGCAGGACGAGGGUGACGGUCCGCUGGACCGCUCCAAGGAGUACCACAAAGAACGCCGCGAUUCUCACGGCCAUGAAUCUUCCGCCAAUGUACACCCUCUUCGUCGUCGCCAGGCGCCGUUUGCCUAUCCUCCAGGAACUCGUCCGACCGCCUCAAGCGCCAGGAGAGAUCCCUCGCCUUCCCCGGAAGCUAUCUGCAUUCCCCAGACUUUGGGGCUUAGCUCGCGAGACCAACGACUUCUAUGCAAGGCCAAACGCCAUCCUCCCGUCACAAAGAAAACGCUCAGUGAACUCGACCUGCCCUGUAUCAUGAGUAAUAUCAACCUUCGCAUGGAUGCCAACUUCGACCGCGACCUACAUUUCAAGCCCGACUUGGACGGUGAGAAGGGGAAGCGCAAGCGCAAAGAAGCUGCCGAUUAUUGGGACUCGAUGGCGUUGGAGAUUGCAAUUUAUGCGUUCAUGGCCGCGCAACCCGAAGGUCAGGGCGAAAGUCCUCGAGAAAAUUCUCAGCGUACAUUUGAUCCUCGUCUACCCGCCAUGUUCGAAACGCUGCAAGAGGUCAUCAAAACUCUUGUUCCGGAGCGUGAUCACCCAAGCGUGAUGCAAAACCUCGAAGUGCCUCUGCUUAUGCAGCAGAUUCGCAAGGGUGUCCUCGACAUGGUGGCGCUGGCAACUUGGAUGGCAGCACUGCUCAAAACACAUUGCGCUCCGAUGCGCGAUGAAUGGGCGGAUCGAAUGGUCGAGCAGAUCACCGAGGGAUCGCAGUCGCAAGAGCCGAAGGAAAUUGUCAACGGGUUACAAACGUUAUUCGCCAUUCUCGAGGCGAUGAAAUUGGACGUCGCUAACCACCAAAUCCGCACAUUCCGAGUUCUUCUCAUCGAAGACACAGUUCCAUUUCUUCAAGAGUAUUUCGAAGGCAAAAUCAGCCGCGGCAGCUUCCGCGUCGAGUCUGCCCAGCAAUGGUACAUCGCAUCACGAAAUAAAGCAAUCGAAGAAGACGCCACCAAAAGCCCAACCUCCCCACAGGAAGACAACAUGAAACCUUUGGAAUAUCUCUUCCGUGGGUUAACCGACCAGCUCCUCCAAUUCGCUCCACCCACCGACUUCCCCGGGACGUUCCUGUUCGACUCCGAUCGCCUCUGGCUACUUCGUUCAACCAUCCAAAACCUAAUUAACCUCGAUAUUGCCUGGUACAUCUUCGAGUCCUACGUCCACACUCAAAAACGCUACCUCUCCGCCCGCGACGAGACCUACUCCACUUUCCGCUCCCGGAUCUGGUCCUUGAUGGAAGACGGCAUGGAGCUCGACAGCCGAGCCGGCGACGCCGAGAAAGAUCUGGACGUCCGCGGCGGCGCCCGCUGGCUUCAGAACAUGCGCUGCAUUGCUCUUGAAAUCGCCCGCUUUGCCUGCGCAGCCUGCUGUCUUGACGACGUGGUCGCCGACGAGGUGAUUUCUCCCAUCGAAGCCGCACUCGUAUGGCACCUAUCCAACGAGUCCGACCUCUUCCGCUACUUCCAGAACGCCAUGCGCGACAAGGUCCUGACCGCUACUCUGGCAUCCGUGCAAAAGUACCUGCCUCUCUCCCCGCUAGCUAUCUGUGAGUCUCAACGCACCAUGCCUCAGCCUACGACGGGCCCCAGGGCGACGGCUACAGUGCAACCACUAUCACCACAGCAAUACGAUAUUGAGCGCAUAGGUAUGCGUCUCGCACAUAUCGGUGUCUUGCACUGGCGCGUAUGGGCUCCAUUGCUCUAUCUCCGCGAUGAACUCGCGGAGCAGGAGCAGGAGACGGGGCCUGCCGUGUUCGUAUAG